Messenger RNA from Gilbertella persicaria, 515 nucleotides. RefSeq lists its product as uncharacterized. The record is from RefSeq and is a predicted model, not a curated record. NCBI's taxonomy places the organism in Eukaryota, Fungi, Mucoromycota, Mucoromycetes, Mucorales, Choanephoraceae. The coding region runs from base 141 to 482 and encodes 113 amino acids. Gene Ontology annotation, molecular function: RNA polymerase II cis-regulatory region sequence-specific DNA binding; DNA-binding transcription factor activity, RNA polymerase II-specific. The transcript is spliced from 2 exons. Gene Ontology annotation, biological process: regulation of transcription by RNA polymerase II.
GUUUCAUGUCGAGAUGAAAAGAAAAAGCAGUGCUGGCUUUUAUUUAUUUAUUUAUUUAUUUGUAUUACCCUUAUGCAGACAAAUAAGAGAAACUUUCCUCUCAUCAUUUGCCUAUCAAACAAACAUCUUCUUUCUCUUUCAUGUAUCAUCCUUACUAUUAUUCGAAUAUAACGAUGCAACCAUCGUUAGAUCAUUAUAGGCAAGAUCAACCUGAAGAUCAACUCGAAUCCAUAGCUAAUAAGCGAAAGCAGCAUUUAGAACGCAAUCGACUCGCAGCCUAUCGAUGUAGAGAAAAGAAGAAAAAUGAACAACAACAUAUGGUUGAACAAGCAGAGUAUUUGGAAACAAGAAAUGCAUCAUUACAAGUCAUGGUGAAUGCUUUAAAAAACCAAGUCAUGACAUUGCGUGAAUUAUUGUUAGCUCAUGAUGUAUGUGAUUGUGAAAAAGUCCAUUCGUUCAUUCAAAAGAGUUGUCUUUUAUAAAAUAAAAAUAAAAACACAGUGUGGCUUUUGUUU